This is a messenger RNA of Menidia menidia (Atlantic silverside), 303 nucleotides long. NCBI's taxonomy places the organism in Eukaryota, Metazoa, Chordata, Actinopteri, Atheriniformes, Atherinopsidae. The record is from the annotation of a GenBank genome assembly.
AUGCAGGCUUUAAGCGUGUUCAAGUCCCUGCACAGGACAAGGAUGGCUGUGUUCAGGGAUGAUGACAGGGCCCUGACAGCUGCAAGGUUUAAGAUCAACGAGGAGUUCAGAAAAAAUAAAAAUGAAACGUCGGAAGAAAACAUCCAAAAGAUGAUUAAAAUGGGCACCGAUGUGGAAGCUGUUCUUCGGCAAGCUGUACUGCAAGUGGAGCAUGUUGGAGAGGAGAAACUCUUGCUUCGACCCAGAGAGAGCCUCAUGCUGGAAAAUGUGCCCUAUUGUGACGAACCCAGGAAAAAGUCAUGA